Penaeus monodon (black tiger shrimp) is the source of this 357-nucleotide messenger RNA. Its product is annotated as G8 domain-containing protein DDB_G0286311-like. The transcript is spliced from 2 exons. The record is from RefSeq and is a predicted model, not a curated record. Lineage: Eukaryota; Metazoa; Arthropoda; Malacostraca; Decapoda; Penaeidae. The coding region runs from base 1 to 357 and encodes 118 amino acids.
AUGCCAACCACAACCAAGGUUACCAACACCACCAUCACCACAACCACGACCUCUCCAUCAGCCUCAGGGGUACCAACCAUCGCAACCACACAGGUAACCAACCAAACAACCACAGGGGCACCAACCAUCGCAACCACGCAGUUAACCAAACAAACAACCAUAGGAGCAUCAAGCAAACAACCACAAGCAGGGCUACCAACCAUCGCAACCACACAGCUAGCCAAACAAACCCCCACAGGCAGGCCUACCAACACUCCCAGCACCACCACGGCCCCCUCCUUCAGCCUCAGAGGCGUGGGCGUGGGCGUGGGCGUGGGCGUGGGCGUGGACUCAGCCGGCACCCAUCAGUAUUCAUGA